AAGCAAUGUAGAAUCAUAAAAUUGCGUUGGUGUUGGCGAGCGCUGGGCUCGCAGAGUCACAGUUGCGGGCUCGGAGCUCAGACUUCGGAGUGUGUCAGUGAGCGGAGAGGAUUCGCGCGGAGAGAAUCUCGAGUGGUGAGGUUGUCUCUCUUAGCUGGCCUCUCACGCAAAAUUCUGUUGAACGUAUGAUGGUCCGUGGCGACAGGGAGGAUGAGGAAUCAAGUACAAGCUCGUCUGCAUCAUCAACGAUUUUCAGCAGCGAGGAGGAGACUGACGAAACUAGAGAGAACAGCAACAGGCAGCGAAAUGACAAGCAACAAACAGCUGCUGCUGUUACUAGCGCAGUGUCCUUGAACACCAGCGACGAUGACAACGGCAACAAUGCCAGCCCAUCCUGGGACAACUUGCCCAGUGUCAUACUUCUCGAGAUCUUCACGUAUUUACCACACGAGAACCGUAUACAGGCUUCGCAGGUAUGUCGGAACUGGAGAUAUACACUCUUCCACCCAAGUUUUUGGAAAAAAAUAACAUUCAAUCUGACAGAUAGCGACAGUAUUUUGUGGUCAAGAUGUUUAUCUAACUGGUUCAAGUUCAGCGUACAAGAAGUGACUAUUCGGUGUGAAUCAAGCAAUGCAUUUGUAAGAGAAGCCCUCUAUGUUUUGCAAAAACUCAGUGAGAACAGACAAUUGCGGAAAUUAUUCCUAGAACCAAGCAAAUGUAUGUUUGAAUAUCCUAAUCAAGAAGUAAAUGGCGAUAACUUGUUGAGACUGUUGUUGAAUAUUGUGGAAACAUCCAAUAGCCUUGAAGCACUGAGUUUAGGAUGCAUCGAAGAGCUAGCUGAAGAUUUGAUAUGUAUACUAGAGCCACUCAAAAACAGACAUGCUAAUCGUUUGACACAUCUUGCUUUGGCUUCUGUAAAAGAUGAUCCUGAACGCUAUGAUUUCCUAGAACUAGAUGGAGCACUGUUUACACAUUUCCAACAACUAUCAAUAUUAACUAUAGAUUAUGAUCACUUGAGCGAUGAUUUACUUCUUGCUCUAACCAGUGGAUUAAUGCAAAGAUUAGUUAUACAUGUACAUGGCUGGAAUGGGGAGUAUGAAGGAGCUAGUAACAGCGCAUGGAUAGCCUUCACUCAAAAAAAUCCACAGUGUGAACUGCGACUUAGUCUUAUUCACUCGUAUAAUGCUGUAAGAGUAUUGGAUUCUGAAAUUUUGCAACCAGCAAUGCCUCUAACACAUUUAAAAGUAUUGUUUUGUGAAAGUGUUAACACUGUAGCACUUCAUCGAAUUUCUCUUUGGUAUCCUGAUAGUUUACAAUCAAUCAUUUGGAUAAAUUCAUUCAACUCUACCAAAAAUCUUAGUCCUCCAAGUUUUGACUUUUAUGAUGAAGAUAAUCCUGAUCCAUUAGUGCUUGCGGCUUGGCGGUGUAAAAAUUUGAAUGAAAUAGUAUUCAUUGGACAGAAAUAUUUGUUGGACUGUGUAAUUGCUAUUGUUCGUUUAAGACAUGAUGCAUUGAAACGAUUAGAAUUUGGUGAGAGCAACAUCGUUUAUGAAGAAUCGUGGUCAGAUCGCGAAGCAAUUAUUGAGGAAGUUAAAGAAGUAAUGGGUAAACAAUGGAAGUUUAUAAAUGAUGAAGAGCUUCCAAAAGUUGUGAUAAAUUCUCAUAGCGGCGACAGCAGAGAAGUCAUAAUGCCAAUGGUUCUUCGGGACCAAAAGUAAUAGUGUCCAAGAAAAUCAGGAAAUUUCAAACUCAAGUACCAUUCAUUACAACGUUUUUUUCUCCAUUUUUCUACAGAUUUAUUUUUAGGCAAAGAAAUUUCUUUAUAAUUUUUAAGUGAAAUCAUAUUGAAAAACUCACCUUAGAUUUUGAAGAUAAAAUAGCCCAUUCAGAGUCUGUUCAUGAACCAACUCGUGACAAGAAUUAGCCAUCCAUAUUUUAAGAAAACUACAACAACCUAUACUAAACUAAAAAGAAUUUCAUCGCUAGAGAAAUUUUGCAAUGGUAAUGAGAACCCAGAACUAUUGUACAUAUUGUUUGACAAACGAGACUGUUCCUCGAUGAGUGUGCUUUAUUGAUCGAUAUUCCAAGUUCAAAAGGUCGAUUUGAAAAAAAGGAACAAAACAAAACAAAGUACAGCGCAGACUGUAAGGCUAACGAAAAGUCUUUGAUGACGUAGACUCAGUCAUAAGAGUACAUAUGUAUAGUUCGAUGAUAUAUCACAUAAACACUACAAGGGAGCACAAUUUAGAUUCGUCGAGGAAUAGAUAACGUAAUAACCAAGAGUUAAUAGAAAAAGCCUGAACUUGGCCUCCGUUUACAAUCGAUCAAGUUCAGCAACGUAGACAUUUGAAGAAAAAAAGUAAAAUGUUGCAAAUAUUUUUCCAUGUGGGAUGGGAGCUUAGUUUAUAGUAUCGAUAACAAAAGCAAAAAAUAGAAAUAGCGGGUAACGUCGAAAACAACCUCGAUAAAAACCGAGGUAAAGGCGAAAUAAUUUUACGAGAGUCGCGUACGAAUAUGUAAAAAGCGAUAAAAUAAAAACUGCGGUACAACAAGCUCGACUUCAACGCGCGAAGGCAGCAAAAUAUAAUAUUGAGCGAUCCGAGGUUAUUUUUAAUACCAAGACCAAUCGGACGCCUUAGCAUAAGAUGAAGCAUCGAUGAUAUAUGCAUAUUAAAAACGCUGUGAUUACGCUAUAGGAAUAUCAGCAGUCCUAACGGGCAAAUGACAUGAGUCGCUUUCAUACGGAAGAAGAGUCAGUAGAACAAUGCUCUCUCCUACUCCAGCAAAAUAUUAAGCUCCGAAUGUGCAAGAGAUGAUAAUUUCACAUACAACGUUAUGUAUGUCUAGAAGAUUUUAGUCACUAACUCAUAUAAAUGUAUAUGUAUGUAUCCAGUAGCUCUUGAAUUUCAAAGUCGUCAAGUCCACUGCGACGCUGUGUCUCGAAAGCGCUGACGAAGAGGAUGAAGAGAGAGAGAGAGAGAAAGAAACUUUUUUGAUUUACAAUCGAAAAAACACUGUAAGGUACAAAACUAGAAUAAACAAACAGAAAGAGGAGCAAACUUAUUAAACGAUAUCCAAGAAAAAAGCAAGAUCGUCAAACGCAUGCCAUCGAAGUUUGUUUAUUCGUCGAGUCGUCAAAUGUAUACAAUAAUCAAUUUUUAUCCAGUCGUCCUGUGUGUAUUUCGAUCUUGUAGCUAUACUUAUACUUACUCAACUUGUUCGAACGGACACACACCGCCACACACUUACAUGACACGACACAGUAGGGUAAGCUGCGAAAGAGACACUUUGAAUCGCAAUUGUUUUGUAUGUGAUUAUGCGUUUUCAACUCGAAAGCCUACGACGCGCAAAGCUUAGAAUAUACCUAGUAAAAUAUAUAGCAGAUGCGAAUGUUUUGAUGCUCUAUCGAAGAUCGCAGAGAGUAAUAUUAGCGAAAUUUUUGAAGAUCUUGGGAGUAACCGGCGCAACAUUCGUCAUCGCAGGGGCGAGAAAAAUUUUAUAGUCGAACAAUAAGAAGAAAAAGAAUAGGGACGUGAAUAUCGGUGAGAGAAACGAGGUAGGCCUUUUUUCACAGCUAAUGUACCUGAGAGUCGUCGACGAUAUUCCACGACCCGCGACAAACAAAUAUCACACACUUGGCCUGCCGUCGUCGACUAUAUUUAUUAACGAUCAAAGGGAGCAAGAUCAAGCUGCAGAUAUAUAUAUAACGGACGUACAAGACUGCGUUGGACAGUCGCGAGAGAGCGCGUAGUGAGUAGACAAAUAUCUUCCGGUCGUUACUUUUCGACGACUUUUCACUCUUGUCAAACUGAAAAAAAACGGAAAAAAAAGAAACUUAAGUACCAUUUUUAUAGAAGAAGACGAGUGAAGCGAGAGAGAGAAAGUGAGAGAGAGAGAGAGAGAGAGAGAGAGAGAGAGAGAGAGAGAGAGAGAGAGCCAAUCAGCGUAUGUCAACGAGACUUUAUAAGCUGUGUGAUGAAUUUUGAAGAUAGCCGCGUGUCGAGGCUGUGACGCGAAGCAAAAUCUCGAGCCACACGCACGCGAACAAUUUAUAUCGAAGACUGAAAAACAUAACAAACACGUUACUUGAAAGCGCGCCCCGAACAAUCACGUAUUACACACAGUUACACGCAAACAGCGAGCGAGGCAGGUCUAAGACUGCUGCACGGAGGAGCGCGUUUUUAUUUGCCGAGUCGUUAUAGAUGUCAAAUCAAAAGCCGCAGCAAAGUAGCAAACGUAGGGCCAACAAGCACAAGAGAAGAGAGAAAGAAUCGCGCGUGAGAGCUCCAGAAAUGCACGAGUCAAGACCUAUUUUUAAGAUGCGAAUGUAUAUUUUUGUACUAAGGCAGGCCUUAGUGAUCAGCGCGCUCACAUAGCCUAGGGAUGACCAACGACCGAUAGAGAGAGAGAGCGAGAGAGCGAGAGAGAGAGAGAGCGAAAGAAAGAGAGAGAGUGAGAGUUAGAGAGAGAGAGAGAGAGAGAGAGAGAGAGAGAGAGAGAGAGAGAUAACGAAGAGCCUUCGGAUUCUCGGCCGCCGGCACCUUGACGUGUUUUCUUUCGUCAUUUCUCGUCGUUCCUCGCUGCGUACGAUUCUUUCGUGCAGACUUGUCCUGCCUCACGCCCUCGUUCAAAGACUGACCGACGCAAGGUAGCGCGCGCGAGAAUCCGAAAGGCCGCCACACUGAAGUGCGAGCUGCGCCGAGCGAGCGAACAAACAUCUGUGAUAAAUAACGAUAAAACUAGCGGAACAAAGUGGAAACAAAAUAUAACAGGGCGCGCUCAGCCGCAAAGCGAGGACGCAUAUUAGCGACGAUUAUUGAUAUGCCUGCGGGUUCAGCGGGUCGCGUGCGCCCCCGCCCCCUCCUACCAGCGGAGCGUCCAGCAGUUUCUUUCCCUUCGGAUGAUCAACCGUGCAAUGCCGACACUCCGAGCGCUGACUCUUCGUUAUGUACGUGGCGCGUUCUUCCGGCGCGGUGGCGCGCAACAUUCCACACGCUCUCCGUUUAUCGACGCAGUAUUAACAGUUCCUAUAAUAGUCACGAGCCUCGAGAGCCAUCCGCACGCCCGCAGUCAUCGAUUGAAUAUCGUAACGAUCAAGCUCAUUUCACCAAGCACGGGCCAUCGGUACUCCGCAAUAUACACGCGCGCGCCCGCACGACACACACACACCAACGUUACUGUCCCGCACAGCUAAUAGUUACGCGAACGCGUGCCAGCGUUUUUUUUAUCCAUUCCAGUCGCCGAUCUGUUUUUCCUUCCUUGUCCAGUGAACAGCGCCACGAGUGAAAGUUGCCGAGUGCGGAAGAGAGCACAUCCACACAUACAUACACACACACACACAUACACACGCGCGCACAUUCAGGCACGAAAAACUCACCUGCGCCUCCGAUAGAAAGUUUAUAUCGUAGAAAUGCCAAUCAAUCGCGUGGCUCUAAAUUCCCUCCGAUCAAUGUCCCGACCGAAGUACAUCUUACCGUACGCGCUUUGCUCCCCGAAAUCGACUUUCGUUGCUCGUUGCGUGUUCUAUAAGUCAAACGUUAUUCUUUUUUAGAUAGUUUAAUAAUCGAAUAACAACGGCUGCCACGCGGCGGUGGCUCGUAGCGUUUACUCCCUCCCCCUGCCCCUCGAUAAUUAACCCUAAUUAACCGAAAUCAAACGAACGAUAAUCGAGUCCAACAAAUCUAAGUCAUCUUAUUGCAAUACUAACGAGUGGCUGUUUCCGAGAAAAUUCUGUCCUCUUUCUACAAUUGUAUAAUCACGACGUGCAUACCUUCGCGCACGAUUUGCCAGGUGAUAUUUCAUUGGAUUUUGCGAGAUUACCUCGCUCGCAGAUGCCUGCAUUAAAGCCCACUUUUCCAUUGUACUUUGCCGCUGAAGAAAGAUAUUUAUACCUGUAAGAUGUAAUAAUAUACCUUUCAACAAUAAUAUAAAUAUAAUCGUGUAUUUACGCACAGCAAAACGACACACGCAAGCUUCGUCUAUAUCGUUUUCUUUCUUUCGACUUGCCGACGUUCUUAGAUCCAGUCAUUUUUCGGUCAAUCCGUUUCAGUAAUUAAAUGUUGCCGUUAUAUACUACUACUACGCUUAUCACUUAUCAAACAUCGCAGAGAUAUAAUUAAAAAGCAAAAGUUAGCCAUUUUAUCAAGAAUCGUUAUUAGAAGAUAUUCCAGAGCAAAAUUAUUAUACGAUCACUUCGUUACAAAUUGUAUUUGAUUUUAGCGACGCGAGAGAUAUCAAAGUUGUGAAAAUAUUGAUUAGUGAAAUUUGAACGCCAAGUCAUCGAUGAUAAAGUUGUUGAAUAUUUUCCGAAGUUUGAAAAAAGAUUUGGCGGGUGAAUCGCGAGCGAAAAUAUUUCAAGUAUUAUUUGCCACGCGAAAUUUCAAUGUUGUCACUGAUACGCUUAAGUAAUGAAAUGUGUAGUGUCUGUCUUCGGUAUUCGAGUGUAAUUUCUUUUCGCUAUAAAUAUUGUUAAAAACAGCAUUUCUGGCCUUCAGUUACAGCAGCGUCGUAUUUGUAUGUUUCACGUACGUGACAAUACAUAUAUGACGAACAAAUUCAGACACGAAUGCUAAUAAAACAGAAAUAAAAAAUAAAGAAACACUGUAAUAGAACUCGAAAUUUUUGUUCGUGUAUAACAAUCAAUAUAUAAGAAAAACAAUGUAUAAGAAUAAAAAGACAGUACAGCGAAUAAAGGUG
Molecule: messenger RNA, 6696 nt
Organism: Phymastichus coffea
Lineage: Eukaryota; Metazoa; Arthropoda; Insecta; Hymenoptera; Eulophidae
Product: F-box only protein 33
Exons: 6
Coding region: 186-1718 (510 amino acids)
Biological process (GO): positive regulation of protein ubiquitination; SCF-dependent proteasomal ubiquitin-dependent protein catabolic process
Cellular component (GO): SCF ubiquitin ligase complex
Molecular function (GO): protein binding
Source: RefSeq, a predicted model, not a curated record